Molecule: messenger RNA, 297 nt
Organism: Dentiscutata erythropus
Lineage: Eukaryota; Fungi; Glomeromycota; Glomeromycetes; Diversisporales; Gigasporaceae
Source: the annotation of a GenBank genome assembly
AUGCCACCUUCACCAAAAACUCCACCUCAAGAAGCCCUAUCAAUAUGUAAAAAAUAUUUUAUAAUAGGGUGCUUUUUUUUACCUUGGCUGUGGGUUGUUAAUGUCGUUUACAUGUGGCCUUUAACAAAACGAGAAGACAUUGGUGCACAAAUCAAAAAAUAUCUAUACCUUUCAAUGUUUGGAGCAAUAUUUUGGUUAAUAGUUCUAGUAACUUGGUUAACGAUUUUCGUCACAAACCGAGUUGGGUGGGGACAACUCGCUGACAGUAUUUCUGUUGCCAUUCCUAAAGGAGUUUAG